UAAACUGGUUUUUAUCUUUUAUAUAUCUAUACACCAUAAAACUGAUUGAAUAAGUCAUCGUAUUUUAACUCAAAAACAACGUUGUUGUGACACAAUUAAAACAUUAAACAAAUCUUUUUCCCUAAAAUCAAAUCUUCAGACAUGUUGUUCCCAACCAGCAGGAGUUAUCAAACUGAUGCUGAAAUCAAUGUGUUUUAUCAGUAAAUAUCAUUUGCUUUUUUCAGGCAGUUCUAAACAUGAGUUGUUCUUAUCAGCAGAACUUCAGUGCAACAGUUGUAGGAUGGAAAUGCUUUGAACGAUUGAUUUUUCAACAACACACGUAUAACAAGAACAUCGUGUGGACCAAACAGUGGUGGAAAAAAGUUUUGGGACUCCCCAUGUAUUUGUGAAAUACUGCAUUAAGAAUCCCUCUGAGGUCUUCAAGUGUAAUUUCUUUUAGUUCAGUCACAGCCAGAAUACUAAACGCAUCCUAAAAAAGACAUUAAAAACUAAAAACUGAUUGGUUCCAUAAAAAUACAGAAGAAGUACUGAGUUUUGGCUCAUUUUGGUUCCAGUGAUCCACUAAUGAAGGUCCUGCUUUUUAUUUAAAGACACAAUUUCUGUUGGCGUACUUCGUGUCUUUAUAAAGCAGCACAUUAGAAAGUUUUUCAGAGAUAAAAAUGACUAAAACAAAGAACCGAACACAGGAAACUCAGUCAGGAAGGGUGCAGCUGUAACCACAUGAACAGGAAGUGCAGAUGCAGCCCUUCAGCAGUUGGAUUCACUCUGCAGAAAUACAGACCAACCAACAGCUGGAAGACAAACCAACAUCUGGAUGUCCAAGAGUUUCUUCAGCAAGAAAUGACUUCAUCCUGAUCCACAUGGAAAACCAUGAUAGGAGCUUCAGCAGCAGUGGUCAAACCAAACUGGUGUCCAGUGUUCCACCAGACUUUUAGAUCAUGGCUGAAGGUCCUACAAGGCUGUCAAGAAGCUCCUGACCAAUGAGAGACAGAGGUUAGCCCGGCGUCGUUGGACCAAGAACACAAGAACUGGACAGCCAGGAAGUGGAAGAAGAUUCUGUGGUCAGAUGAGUCCAGAGUUGGUCCAAAAUAACUCAAAACUACUCCAAAGUGAAUUAAAAAGUUCCAAAAUGACUCAAAAUUUGUCUAAAAUGACUUUAAACUGUCUGAACAUGAUCUGGAAUUAGUUUGAAAUUUGUCCAAAAUUACUCAAAAUUAUUCUAGAUUUAUUAAAAUAGCUCAAAAUUAGUUAAAAUUAGUUAAAAUAUGUCAAACAAUUCUUAAAGUCUGUCCAAAAGUACUUAAAACUUGUGCAGAAAUGACUCAAACUGUUCUAGUUUACUUAAAAUUCAUCCAAAAACAGUUAAAAUGGUCAAGAAAUGACUACAAAUCUGAAUAAAAUGACUCAAAAGCCAUCUAAAAUAUCUCAGAAUUUGUCCAAACUGGUUUAAAUUUGUCCAUAUUUGUGGAUAUUUGUCAAAUGAUACUUUGAAUUGUCUGAACGUGAUCUGGAAUGAGUCAGAAAUUGCCUAAAAUUACUCAAAAUUUGUCCAAAAUGACUUUAAACUGUUUGAACGUGAUCUGAAAUUAGUUUGAAAUUCUUCCAAAUUUACUCAAAAUUAUUCAAGAUUUGUUUAAAAUAACGCAAAGUUUGUUAAACCUAGUUAAAAUAUGUCAAACAAUUCUUAAAGUUUGUCCAAAAUGACUUUAAACUUGAGCAAAAAUGACUCAAACUGUUCAAAUUUACUUAAAAUCCAUCCAAAAGGAGAUAAAUGGUCAUAAAAUGCCAACAAAUCUGAGUAUAAUGACUUGAAAUUCAUCUGAAAUAUCUCAAAAUUUGUCCAAAAUUCCUUAAAUUUGUCCAUGUUUGUGGGUAUUUGUCAAAAAAUACUUUGAAUUGUCUGAAUGUGAUCUGGAAUGAGUCAGAAAUUGCAUAAAAUCACUUAAAAUUAUUAAAGAUUUGUUGAAGAAAAAGCUAAAAAUUUGUUAAAACUAGUUAUAAUAUGUCAAACAAUUCUUGAAGUCUGUCCUAAAGUACUUAAAACUUGUGUAGAAAUGACUCAAACUGUUCAAAUUUACUUACAAUUCAUCCAAAAAGAGUUAAAAUGGUGAAUAAAAUGACUACAAAUUUGAAUAAAAUGAUGAGAAAUUCAUCUAAAAUAUCUCAAAAUUUGUUCAAAAUGACUUAAAUUUGUCCAAAUUCAAUUAAAUUUGUCCAUGUUUGUGGAUAUUUGUCAAAAAUACUUUGAAUUGUCUGAACAUGAUCUGGAAUGUGUCAUAAAUUGCCUAAAAUUACUCAAAUUAUUCAAGAUUUGUUUAAAAUAGCUCAAAAGUAGUUAGGACUAGUUAAACUCUGUGAAACAGUGCUUAAAAUUUGUCCAAAAGUAUUUAAAACUUGUGUAAAAAUGACUCAAACUGUUCAAAUUUACUUAAAAUUCAUCCAAAAAGAGUUAAAAUGGUGAAUAAAAUGAUUUGAAAUUCAUCUAAAAUAUCUCAAAAUUUGUCUAAAAUGACUUAAAUUUUCCAUGUUUGUGGAUACUUGUGAAAAAAUACUUUGAAUUGUCUGAAUGUGAUCUGAAAUGAGUCAUAAAUUGCCUAAAAUUACUCAAAUUAUUCAAGCUUUGUUUAAAAUAGCUCAAAAUUUGUUAAAACUAGUUUAAAUAUGUCAAAUAAUUCUUAAAGUUUGACCAAAAUUACUUAAAAUGUGCAAAAAUAAUGCAAACUGUUCAAGUUUACUUGAAAUUCAUCCAAAAAGAGUUAAAAUGGACAAAAAAUGACUAUAAAUCUGAAUAAAAUGAUUAGAAAUUCAUCUAAAACAUCUCAAAAAGUAGACCCACCCCUGUUUCUAGCUGCUGUUAGUUUAGUUCCAGCAGAAAUGUGGCUCCACAGCUCCGUGUUCGCUCCUUCAUGGGACUAAAAAGUUGUUUUAAGUCGUCGUUAAAGACCACAAACUGCCACAUUUAGCUAAUGGAGGCUGCUGCUAAACCAACUGUUAGCUUGUUAGCUUGUUAGCUCAUCUCUGUCAGGAAGCCAUAGACAGCUCUGUGUUGGUGGGAAUUAAUUAUAGAGUUUGGUGACGUCUCUUCCUUCCUGUUCCUCAGGUUAAUUCUGCUUUUUACCAUUCUAUGUCUCCUUUGUGUUGUUUUAUGGCCUAAUUCUUUCAAUUUCUGUCAUUUUCAGUCUUUUUUCUGUAGUUUUGGCCUCAGUUUGUCUCAUUUUUGUAGUUUUUCUGUUUUAAUCUGUCUCAUUUUUGCCAUUUUGUGUCACCUUUGUGUCAUUUUGAGUCGUAAAUUGUCUAAGUUUUGUAGUUUUGAGUCAUCAUUUCUCUAUUUACUGUCAGUUUGUGUUUUAUGUCUAUUUUUUUGUCAUUUUCAGCUUUAUUUCUGUAAAUUUGUGUCUCAUUUUAAUAGUUUUGUCUUUCAGUUUGACUAAUUGUUGUAGUUUUGUCUCAGUUUGUCUCAUGUAGAAUGUAGUUUUCAAACAUAAAAACCUGCUGUGACUGGAGGUUUGAGGCUCAGAGAUGAAACUUUAAAUGACUCCUUAGUUUUUCUUCAUAUUCCAACUCCCCCAUAAUCAGAACUGAUUCCAUCUGCUUGUCCAACAUUCCAGAUCCUGAAUCAGUGGUUAGAAAUCAGAGUGAAAGUGGUGGACGGUCAGUUUGUGGCUGCUGGAGGAAGCAGUGUGUUGAUCAGAACCUGCAGUUUGUGACUCUGCUGCUCCUUCAGUCAGGUUUUAAUUAGACUCAGUCCAUUUGUUGGUCUUUAACAGGAAAAAGGUUGAAUGUUGAAAUAAUCCGUCACAUGAAACGAGUGGGAAUCAGCCUGUAAAAUGUGCUCUUAUUGUGAAAGUCUGCCUGCUGCUUCCUCAUAGGUGGAGUCCUGACUGGUUCCAGGAAACAGAUCACCUGUCUGAGCGUCCAGAAGUGGACUGUAAACUUUCUUCUUCAGCGCUUUGAAUAAAGUGUGAAGGUAGAAAGUGUGUGUGAGCUGCUGUGAGUUGAGCAGCAUGGAUGAGUGUGAGGACAGAGAGGAGGGAGUCCCUCCCUCUAAAAGCUCUCUGUGUGGGGAACAGGAGAACCAGAGCAAAGCUCAGAGGAAUCCACCUGGACCUGGACCUGGACCUGGACCUGGAUCCAGCUGUGUGUCCUUCAAGAGUGACCGGUCUAAGAAUCAUCCCAUUUUCUUUAAAGAUCAUCAACCUCCUGCUCCAGAGAAAAUCCAUCAGAGACCACAGUCCUCUGGACCUGGACCUGGACCUGGACCUGGACCUGCAUCCAGCUGUGUGUCCUUCAAGAGUGACCGUUCUAUGCGUCUUCCUAUUCAUUUUAAAGGAGAACCAGGUCCUUCUACAGAGGGAGUGGAGCAGCAGAACUCAGAGGUUCCCAGAGCUCAGUCUGUCCAGCAGCAUGACCUGGACUCCAUAUUCAUGCUGCUGGAGGACAACAUGGUGACUUUUGUGAAGAAGGAGCUGAAGAAGAUGCAGAAGGUUGUGAGUCCAGAUUACCCAGAAUGCUCCUCAGAGAGUCAGAGGGAGGAUGAGGAGGAGUUGGAGGGUGAUGAUGAAGAGCAGAGGAGCAGCAGAGAGAUGUUUCAGCAGAUCACAGUGUUGUUCCUGAGGAGGAUGAAGCAGGAGAAGCUGGCUGACUGUCUGCAGAGCAAACUUCCUGCAGUUUGUGGACGUGAACUUAAAUGUGGUCUGAAGAAGAAGUUCCAGAGAGUGUUUGAGGGCACUGCUAAAGCAGGACAGCCGACCCUCCUGAAUGAGAUCUACACAGAGCUGUACAUCACAGAGGGAGGGACUGCAGAGGUCAAUGAUGAACAUGAGGUCAGACAGAUUGAAGCAGCAUCCAGGAAAGCAGACAGAGCAGAAAGAAGCAUCAGAGCAGAAGACAUCCUGAAAGGCUCACCUGGAAGAGAUGGACCAAUCAGAACAGUGGUGACAAAGGGAGUGGCUGGCAUCGGAAAAACAGUGUUAACACAGAAGUUGACUCUGGACUGGGCUGAAGAUAAAAGCAACCAGGACAUCCACUUCAUGUUUCCAUUGACUUUCAGAGAGCUGAAUGUGCUGAAAGAGAGAAAGUUCAGCUUGAUGGAACUUGUUCAUCACAACAAGAUGGCGCCCCGAGCGGCCGCCUUGGUGUUUCGCUGCGCCUUGUUUUGUCUGUUUUUGUGCGUAAAUUGUGUGUCCGCCUGCCCUUACACUCGCGAGGAGCUACUGAACAUCAGGACUAUCACCCCCACGGACCUACUUCCAGUUUUUUUAGCUUCCGCUGCCGAUUUGGUUCACUUUUUAGUCAAAAGAGUGAGAAGACGAAGGAGAGGGAAGAGAGCGGGUGUGCUUGCACGACUUCGGCGGAGAGGCUCGCGCACGGCUUUACCUGGGAUCUUCCUGACCAACGCCAACUCACUCUGCAAUAAGGUGGACGAGCUGCUUUUGCUGAUGAAGAACAAAGACUUCUCCUCCUCGUGUGUCCUGUGCUUCACGGAGACGUGGUUCAACGGGAGCACACCGGACAGCGCGCUCCAACUCGAGGGGUUUCAGCUGCUGCGAGGCGACCGCGAUGCGCUCUCGGGGAAAAGCAAAGGUGGAGGAGUGUGCUUCUACAUCAACAACAGCUGGUGCACGGAUGUGACUGUGAUCUCAAAACACUGUUCUCCUGCUCUGGAAUAUCUCUUCAUUCACUGCAAGCCCUUUUACUCCCCACGAGAGUUUUCCUCCUUUGUUCUGGCCGCAGUUUACAUCCCGCCACAGGCAGACGUGCGUGAGGCUCAACGCGCUCUGGCGGAUCAGAUUCAACAAGUGGAGGGGGCCCUUCCGGACUCCCUGGUUAUUGUACUUGGCGACUUUAACCAGGCGAACCUGAGCCACGAACUACCCAAGUAUAAACAGUUUAUUAAAUGCCCCACCAGAGAGGAGAACACGCUGGAUCACUGUUACACUACAGUGAAGGACGCUUUUCGCGCGAUUCCCCGCGCUGCACUGGGACUGUCAGACCACGUGAUGGUCCACCUCAUCCCCACUUACACACAGAGACUGAAGCUCACAAAGCCUGUUGUGAGCAAAGCAAAGAAGUGGACUGGUGAGGCUGUGGAGGAGCUGCGCACAUGCUUGGAGACAACUGACUGGGACGUGUUUAAAGGAGCCACAGUCAAUCUGGACGAGUACACGGACACUGUGACCUCAUACAUCCACUUUUGUGAGGAGCGCAUUCUGCCAACGCGCACCAGGGUGAGUUAUGCCAAUGACAAGCCGUGGUUCACACCCAGACUCAGACAGAUUAGGAAGGAGAAAGAAGCAGCGUUCAGGAGCGGAGACAGAGACUGCUACAAGGAGGCUAAAUACCGUUUUAGCAGGGAGCUGAGGAGAGCUAAGACUGUGUAUUCAGAGAGACUCCAGCAGCAGUUCACUGCUAAUGACUCUGCUUCUGUGUGGAGAGGACUGAGGCAGAUCACCAACUACCGGCCUCAGGCUCCUAAAGGACAGGACGACAAAGCCCUUUGUCAGAAACUGUCCCAGCACUACGCCCGCUUUGACACCUCGUCAGCUGUGCCCAGCACCUCCCCUCCCCCCAGCACCUCCACUGCUGCCACUGUCACUUCAUCAAAGGCAGUCCCCCCCACAUCCCCCCAUGCCUUUUCCCUCUGUAAGCAGGAUGUGCACAGACAAUUCAGCAGACUGAACCCGUGCAAGGCCCCAGGUCCUGAUGGUGUUUCUCCCUCCACUCUGAGACACUGCGCGGAGGAGCUGGCUCCUGUCUUCACGGACAUUUUUAACACCUCUCUGGCGUCAUGCCACGUGCCGGCCUGCUUCAAAUCUUCUACCAUUGUCCCCGUCCCCAAGAAGCCACGGAUCACAGGACUCAACGACUACAGACCUGUGGCGCUCACCUCUGUAGUCAUGAAGUCCUUUGAGCGCCUGGUCCUGUCCCACCUCAAGACCAUCACCACCCCUCUCCUGGACCCACUGCAGUUCGCCUACAGAGCCAACAGGUCUGUGGACGACGCAGUCAACCUGGCCCUCCACUCCAUCCUGCAGCAUCUGGACUCCCCAGGAACCUACGCCAGGAUCCUGUUUGUGGACUUCAGCUCUGCUUUCAACACCAUCCGCCCUGCUCUGCUCCAGGACAAGCUGUCCCAGCUCAACGUGCCCGACUCCCUCUGCAGGUGGAUCAUCGACUUCCUGACGGACCGUAGGCAACACGUGCGGCUGGGGAAGACUGUCUCGGACUCGGUGAGCAUCAGCAUCGGUUCCCCCCAGGGCUGUGUACUUUCCCCCCUGCUCUUCUCCCUGUACACCAACUGCUGCACCUCCAGCCACCAGUCUGUGAAGCUGCUGAAGUUCGCAGAUGACACCACCCUCAUCGGGCUCAUCUCAGACGGUGAUGAGUCCUUCUACAGGAGGGAGGUGGCCCGGCUGGUGUCCUGGUGCAGCCACAACAACCUGGACCUGAACGCCCAGAAGACAGUGGAGAUGAUCGUGGACUUUAGGAAAGUCACAGCCCCACCACCCCCCCUCACCCUCACUGACUCUCCCAUCUCCACCGUGGACUCCUUCCGCUUCCUGGGCACCACCAUCACCCGGGACCUCAAGUGGGAGCUGACCAUCAGUUCCCUCCUCAAGAAGGCCCAGCAGAGGAUGUUCUUCCUGCGGCAGCUGAGGAAACUCAAGCUGCCCACCAAGAUGUUGGUGCAGUUCUACACGGCCAUCAUCGAGUCCAUCCUCACCUCCUCCAUCACUGUGUGGUACGCUGGAGCCACCAUCAGGGACAGAUUCAGACUGCAGCGCAUUGUGCGCACUGCUGAGAAGGUGAUCGGCUGCAGACUUCCAUCUAUGCAGGAUCUGUACGUCUCGAGGACCCGGAGGCGUGCAGGUCGGAUCAUUGCCGACCCCUCUCACCCUGGACACAGACUGUUCACCCCCCUCCCCUCAGGCAGGAGACUAAGGUCCAUCCGGACCAGAACCUCCCGCUACAUGAACAGCUUCUUCCCCUCUGCCAUCAGACUGAUGAACACUAGAUGACUCUACGUCACACACACGUGCCUAUGUUCAGCAGCGACUCAUCAACAAUUACCACUGUUUUUUGCACUACAAUAUUUGCACUACGUGGUGGCCCCCACCACCUGCUGCUACUGGUCACUUUAUUCACUUAGUCACUUUUUUGUUGUACAGUGUACUUAGUUGUUAGUUUUUAUUAUAGUAGAUGUUAGCUUUUAUUAUAGUAUUUACUUUAUCUUUAUCUUUAUUUUUAUCUUUAUUUUUAUCUCUACUAUUUGUUAAAUGUUUAAUGUAGCAGCAUUGCACCGAGUCAAAUUCCUCGUUUGUGAACCUCAUGAACAAUGGCAAUAAAACUCA
This is a messenger RNA of Amphiprion ocellaris (clown anemonefish), 8351 nucleotides long. RefSeq lists its product as uncharacterized. NCBI's taxonomy places the organism in Eukaryota, Metazoa, Chordata, Actinopteri, Pomacentridae. Bases 4005 to 8018 code for a protein of 1337 amino acids. The transcript has 7 exons. The record is from RefSeq and is a predicted model, not a curated record. Gene Ontology annotation, molecular function: 2-oxoglutarate-dependent dioxygenase activity; methyltransferase activity.